Enhydra lutris kenyoni (northern sea otter) is the source of this 921-nucleotide messenger RNA. RefSeq names its product solute carrier family 25 member 47. Gene Ontology annotation, biological process: transmembrane transport. The record is from RefSeq and is a predicted model, not a curated record. Gene Ontology annotation, cellular component: mitochondrion. Gene Ontology annotation, molecular function: transmembrane transporter activity. The transcript has 6 exons. NCBI's taxonomy places the organism in Eukaryota, Metazoa, Chordata, Mammalia, Carnivora, Mustelidae. The coding region runs from base 1 to 921 and encodes 306 amino acids.
AUGGAUUUUGUGGCUGGAGCCAUCGGAGGUGUCUGCGGUGUUGCUGUGGGCUACCCCCUGGACACAGUAAAGGUCAAGAUCCAGACAGAGCCCAGGUACAGGGGCAUCUGGCACUGCGUCUGGGACACGUAUCGCCGAGAGCGGGUGUGGGGCUUCUACCGAGGCCUCUCGCUGCCUGUGUGCACCGUGUCCCUGGUCUCGUCCGUGUCUUUUGGCACCUACCGCCACUGCCUGGCACGCAUCUGCCGCUUUCGCUAUGGCAGCCCCGACGCAAAGCCGGCCAAGACUGACAUCACACUGUCCGGAUUUGCCUCUGGCCUGGUCCGCGUGUUCCUGACCUCGCCCACCGAGGUGGCCAAGGUCCGCCUGCAGACGCAGACGCCCAGGCAGCAGCGGCGCCCUUCGGCCUCGUGGCCCUCGGCGGCGCACCCGCUGUGUCCCGCGCCCCCUGCCGGUUCCGGGCCCAAGUACCGAGGGCCACUGCACUGUCUGGCCACGGUGGCCCGCGAAGAGGGGCUGCGGGGUCUCUACAAGGGCAGCUCGGCCCUGCUCUUCCGCGACGGCCACUCCUUCGCCACUUACUUCCUGUCUUACACCAUCCUCUGCGAGCAGCUCACGCCCGCUGGCCACAGCCAGCCAGAUGUGUUGGGCGUGCUGGUGGCCGGGGGCUGUGCUGGGGUCCUGGCUUGGGCCGUGGCCACCCCCAUGGACGUGAUCAAGUCACGCCUGCAGGCGGACGGGCAGGGCCAGAGGCGCUACCGGGGCCUCCUGCACUGCGUGGUGACCAGUGUGCGCGAGGAGGGGCCGCGGGUCCUCUUCAAGGGGCUGACGCUCAACUGCUGUCGCGCCUUCCCCGUCAACAUGGUGGUCUUUGUCGCCUACGAAGCUGCGCUGCGGCUCAUCCGGGGCCUGACUGCGUAG